GAAUCAAAACUAUGUUUAAUAAUAGAAUAUUCUUUAUCUGGCAUUGAUGGUAAAGGUAGACUUGACUUUACCAUUAAACAAGAGGCAAAAGCACUCAAUGUUGAGAGCACGGAUUUUGUUCAAAUUCAAAGUGCUUGUGAGAAAAAAAGGCGAAUAAAAUUUUUUGGAGAACAAGCUAAUUCUUCUAUUAAGUGUGAUUUAACAAAACUAAAAUCAAUUCUUGUAAAUUAUAUAGAGAAAUGA
This is a messenger RNA of Dentiscutata erythropus, 243 nucleotides long. The record is from the annotation of a GenBank genome assembly. Lineage: Eukaryota; Fungi; Glomeromycota; Glomeromycetes; Diversisporales; Gigasporaceae.